UUCUCAUUUAACCUAGUUUUCAGCAAUACAGGAAGUCAUUGCCGCCAUGAACCUCCAAGUUAGGGUAGAACCACCGGAGAAGAAGAGUAAAAGGAAGAAAAAGACGUCACCACCACCUUCGACAUCUCCAUCGUUUUCUUUACUUCCUGACGAAAUCAUCGUGAGUUGCUUAGCCCUGAUAUCGAGAGCAUACUACCCGAGACUCUCAAUCAUUUCCAAAAGCUUCCGGUCACUCCUCUCUUCCAAGCAGCUCUACACAGCUCGAUCUCACAUAGGAAGCACCGAGCAGUGUCUCUACGUCUGUCUCUCCGAUGAAAGAUACCAAUCUCCCCAAUGGUUUACCCGCUGGAUUAACCCUAAUCUAGCCCUCGAGAAGAAAAAGAAGAAGAAGAAGAAGACACUCGAAAAAUCGUUGGCUCCAAUUCUGUCGUCUGAUUCUCCUUUGAUAUCAAAAUCCACCGUAGUUGUUGGUUCAGACAUUUACCUUAUCGGUGGACCAACCAAGACCGAACCGUCAUGUCCCUCAUCCGCCAUACGAAUCCUUGAUUGUCGUACUCACACAUGGCGUGACGCACCUAGCAUGAUCGUAGCCCGGAACGAUUCUCUCACAUGUUUCUACGAUGGAAAAAUAUAUGUCAUGGGAGGAUGCGGAGAUGAUGAUGAACCAUGGGCCGAGGUGUUCGACAUAAAGACGCAAACAUGGGAACGUCUCUCUGAUCCGGGUAAUCAGAUACGUAACAUAUGGAGAUGUGAUUUUUACACAAUCAUAGGGAUGAAAGGAAAGAUUCACUUUUGGAAUUCAUACAGAGCGUAUGCUUAUGACACAAGCCAAGAUAACUGGGAGAGUAUGAUUGAUGGUGGUGUAUGGUACCAUUGUAUUCCGAAGUCAGCAUGUGAGAUUGAUGGCGUAUGGUAUCAUAUGAGUUAUGGACGUUCAUACGACUUUCGGUGGACAAUGGAGGGAGAAACAUGGAAAGCUGUGAAAGGGUUAGACUCAUUAAUAAAGAUGUACAAUAGGAAUGGUGGCUCUAGUUGUAAUAAAACUAAGUUAGUUAGUUGUUGUGGGAAGCUCUUACUUUUGUGGGAAGGUUAUAUGAAACAUAAUCCCAAUAAUAGGAAGAAAAUUUGGUGCGCGGAAAUCACGUUGGAAACUGAUGAUGAAGGUGAGGUCUGGGGGAAUGCUGAGUGGAUUGAUGUUGUGAAAAGCGUUCCCACACAGUGUGAGCUCUUAAAUUGUCUUGUUGUCUCCGUUUGAUUGACUUGUAUCAGAGAGUUGGAGAAAGGAGAAGGAAGCAGAAGCAAACGAUGAGCGACAAGAGUUAAGAGAAGAAUUAGGCGUUAAAGUGACGUUUAUGAACAUAUAAUUUUUUCAUUUUCUCAAACUGAUCAAUAUUGUAGUAAUCAUACUGGUGACUCCACAUUAUGUUAAUGGCUGAAACACAUAUCAGAUUGUCUCAGGCUUAUAAGGUUCGCCGAUGUAUUUGAUUUGAGUAGAUCUAGAUUUGAGCUCCUUCUUUCACUGAAACAGAAGAAAAAGACAUAGAAUAUUAAGAGAACAUUUUGUCGUCUUUAGGAAUUCACCAUUUCAUAUUUUUGGAAAUAUAACAAUUACUAGAUUUUUAAAAGUCGGGAUAUUUUACGUUGUAGACAUCUAAUGACUAUUGAAGCCAUCCUAUUAUGAACUUAUUCAAUGAUAAAAAAAAGAACUGAUGAGAAUAUUAACAAUAUUUAUAUAUCUCACUCUUUUUCGAUUAUUGCUUGUCUUCCAAUAUGUUUUCUUCUUCUUAUUUAGUUAAUUGUUCUUAAUAACUACAACAUUAAGGUCUUUAUAGACUCAUUUAGCUGACCUGAAUUCCCUACUACUCAUGUUAAGUUAUUUCUUAUAUGAUUAUCAUUGGAUUUUGUCAAUUUUAUUUGAUGAUACAUCCGAGUUAUUAUAAAUUAUAUUAUUUGUGUACACUUGUACUCAACCUGAUCAAAGCAUCGCUAUAUAGUUGACUUCUUCAUAAAUUCGUUAAAUCAAAUUUGGCUUGGUUUAUAUUUUUUUUUUUUGCCAAAAUGUGAAUUCCAUUAAAAUGGGUAGAGUUUGUAAGUUAUUACAAUCGGUUGUUUCAUACUAUGGUUUACCUUGGCAAAAAUAAUAAAAACAAGGUAAAGCAUAUGAGAGAAAGAGCAAGAAUUUCACUCCCUAGAAAGCCAGUGUUGCAUUAGUCCGCAGCUCUGUUUUUGAUUCCUCUUGGACAGAAUUGCAUCUCUAAUGAAACGGUCUAGUAGUUUGAAGAUGGUUGUUGGAGACGAUGAUAUGUUAUCAUGAUAGCGCUUGUUCCUUUCAGACCAAAUUGAGUAGAUAGUUGCAGAGGCCACUAGACGCUUGAGUAACCUAGGAACAAUUAUGUCACGCAGGCUAAGCCAUUCGGAGAAAGCUAACCACGUGUGGAACCCCGCAAAGGAGUAUCCCAUUCUGCACAGACCGAUGUUCCAGAGAUCAGCACUCCAUUCACAGCGAAAGAAGAGAUGGUCUCUGUCUUCUGUAUGGAU
Messenger RNA from Brassica rapa (field mustard), 2538 nucleotides. RefSeq names its product F-box/kelch-repeat protein At4g19870-like. The record is from RefSeq and is a predicted model, not a curated record. Lineage: Eukaryota; Viridiplantae; Streptophyta; Magnoliopsida; Brassicales; Brassicaceae. Gene Ontology annotation, molecular function: protein binding.